This is a messenger RNA of Seminavis robusta, 1068 nucleotides long. NCBI's taxonomy places the organism in Eukaryota, Bacillariophyta, Bacillariophyceae, Naviculales, Naviculaceae. The record is from the annotation of a GenBank genome assembly.
AUGCCGAGAAGUUACGAUGCCUACGAACAAUCUCGCGAAUCUCGUGUCGACUACACAAAAUCGCCGCAAGAGGAAUAUCGAGAGGCCAUUGAAAGCUACAACCUGCGCGUCAAGCUGUGUCAAACCAUUAGUGGUUUCCUCUGUAACGUCAUCAACCUCUUUUGUAUCGGUUUGAUCGCCACGACCGCGGGUCUAAUCAUUUGGAAUCACAUUGGACAACCCAAGAGUCGGCAAGAACUAAUGGAUGCAUUGGGGCGAUACAAUGUCGAUGAUUUCAUCAACGUACUGCAGAAUCUGACCGAUACGGAAUGGAACACGGGUUUUAACGAAGACCCGUACGUGGGUGACAACACGACGCAAAUGUGGAAGGGUGCCGAUGGCUACACGGGGCUCAGUUUGACGCUGCAAAAUGCCUUGGACGAUGCCUGGCAAACCGAGUUUGAAGCGGCCGUGGACGACUGGAAAGAAAGUGCGGCAUUGGCACUGAGCACGGAGCGAGUGGACGUCGACCAUACAUGUGCCCGAGUCACGGGCGUCAUGGUGGUCUGCAAUGGGAAUUUUGGUGAAACGGGGUGGGUGGGGAUCAACGAAGUGGAAUUGGAAUUCAAAGGUAGCGGCGAUCCGGGAGUCAUUGUUUCCAGUGUGGCAAAGAUGAACGAGUUUUACCUGAACCACGCCGACUACUAUCAUCGUCAAUACACCAUGUGUCAUGAGAUUGGUCAUGGAUUUGGGCUGCCACAUACGGAUGAGAAUCCCAACAAUCAGGAUCAAGGAAACUGUCUAGACUACACUGUCACACCCAGAAACAAUAUGCACCCGGGCGAUGUCAACAUGAAUCGUUUGUUGUCCAUGUACAUGCAAGACGAUUACGAUGACACUGACGACUACAUGGCAAAUGAUGACAAUGGUAACGAUGAUGGACAAGGUCAAAAUGAUGAUGGACAAGCGGCAACUGAUCAGUACUACAAGAAUAAGUACUACAACGACGAUUGGGGUCAACAGGGUGGGCGGUACCUCCGCGGGGGGCGACGCUUUCGCAGGAUUGUCAGAUUCUAUCAUUAUGUAUAG